Molecule: messenger RNA, 1113 nt
Organism: Grosmannia clavigera kw1407
Lineage: Eukaryota; Fungi; Ascomycota; Sordariomycetes; Ophiostomatales; Ophiostomataceae
Product: metallo-beta-lactamase superfamily protein
Exons: 2
Coding region: 1-1113 (370 amino acids)
Biological process (GO): hydrogen sulfide metabolic process; glutathione metabolic process
Molecular function (GO): sulfur dioxygenase activity
Source: RefSeq, a predicted model, not a curated record
AUGAGCAUGCUGCAACGCCAAGUCUGCCGUCAGCAGCCGUUCGCAGCCAGACGUCUGGGGCUGUCGCUGGUGACUGCAACACGGGCGCACUUUCGCACAUCUUCAGCGGCGAGACAAUCUACACUAAUGACAAGGCUGGCUCCUCUCCAGCUUACAUAUCGCACCUUGAGCAGCCCAUCAACGCUACUGAACUCCGCUUCCUUCGCUUCUGCGGCUGGUGUGACCAAGGAGCCGAGCAUACACAACGUCUUUGAGCCAGUCACAGGAACGUGGCAGUACGUAGUGGCUGAUCCGGCUACAUUGCAAGCCGUCAUCAUGGACCCGGUCUUGGACUAUGACCCAGUCAGCCAGGCCGUCACUACUGAAGCAGCCGACGCUCUGCUGGCUUUCGUCCGGGAGAAAAGCUACCAGAUCUGUCAUAUCCUGGAAACGCAUGCCCACGCCGACCAUCUGACCGCUGCAUCCUAUCUCCAGAGCCGUCUGGCAGAGAAGCAAGGACACAAGCCACGAAUUGGUAUAGGCAAACGCAUCACCCAAGUGCAGACUCUGUUUGGCAAGCGCUAUGGCGUUCCUGCAGAGGAGUACGGGGCUGUCUUUGAUACGCUCUUUGAGGACGACGAGACGUUUGCUAUUGGAAACCUGCAAGCGAAAGCUGUCCAUCUGCCUGGCCACACGCCGGAUCAUGUUGGAUAUAUGAUUGGAGACAACGUUUUCUGUGGCGAUUUGUUAUUUCACGCAGAUAUUGGCACUGCUCGAUGUGACUUUCCCGGAGGAAAUCCUAGUCAGCUUUUCCACUCGGGACGCAAGCUUCUCGCUCUGCCUGGACAUGUAAAGAUCUGGACAGGACACGACUACCCACCCGAGGACCGUCGAGACGCCGUGGCAUGCUUGACCGUGGACGAGCACAAAGCGCAAAACAAGCAUCUCUCUGGUGGUGUCACUGAGGAGGUGUAUGUGACCUUGCGUCGGGCAAAGGACGAGACAAUGGCAGCCCCAAGGCUCCUUCACCAGUCGCUUCAGGUCAACAUUCGUGGAGGUCGGCUGCCGAAGCCGACGUCAGAAGGCUUGCGGUUGUUGCAUCUUCCUUUGAAACCAAACGGGACGGAGUGGUGA